UCUUAUAUAUAUGACCAUUGAGAAACCAAUAUGGAAUCACAUAUAGAAUUGUUUUUUUGACUGUGUCAGGUUUGAUUAGUAUCACUUGGAGAAAUUUGAGGCAUACUUAUCCUUGCCGGGUAGCAGUGAGUGCUGGUGGCUGUGAUAUCAGAAAUGGGAGUGGCCGUGAUCGGAGGUGGGAUCCGAGGGCUGGUUUCGGCCUACGUUCUGGCCAAAGCUGGAGUCAACGUCGUGGUUUAUGAGCAAGAAGAGCAACUUGGUGGCCAUGCCAAGACUGUUACCUUUGAUGGCAUUGACUUAGACCUUGGUUUAUUGUUUCUCAAUCCUGCAAGGUAUCCAACAAUGUUGGAGUUGUUUGAUAGCCUUGGAGUUGAUGUGGAAGCAUCUGAUGUUUCAUUCUCUGUAAGCCAUGACAAAGGUAAUGGCUAUGAGUGGUGCAGCCAAUAUGGCUAUUCAAACCAGUUUGCACACAAGAGGAAAAUGUUGAAUCCUUACAAUUGGCCAGACCUCAGAGAAAUUACCAAGUUCGGGAAUGAUGUCAACAGUUACCUUGAAUCACUUGAGCACAAUCCAGACAUUGAUCGAAAUGAAACCUUGGGGCAGUUUAUAAAUUCUAAGGGUUACUCUGAAAAUUUUAAGAACUCUUAUCUGGCUCCCAUAUGUGGUUCAGUAUUGUCCUGCUCCCAGGAAGAGGUUAUGGGCUUUUCAGCCUUCUCCAUUCUUUCAUAUUGUCGCAAUCAUCAUUUGUACCAGCUAUUUGGGAAUCCACAGUGGUUAACUAUCAGAAGCCACUCAUAUUUUGUUAAAAAGGUCAGAGACAUGCUGGAGAGUAGAGAUUGUCAAUUUAAACUUGGUUGUGAAGUAAAUUCUGUUUUGCCUGCUGAUAAUGGUAUCACCAUAGUCUGUGGAGAUGGUUUCCAAGAAACGUACAAUGGAUGCGUAAUAGCUGUUGAUGCUCCCACAGCCCUAAGAAUAUUAGGAAACCAAGCAACAUAUGAAGAAAAGAGAGUACUGGGUGCAUUCCAAUAUGCUUCCAGUGAUAUUUUCCUUCACAGUGACAGCAAUUUAAUGCCCAAGGACAGAUCAGCUUGGAGUGCAAUGAAUUUUCUCCGAAGUAGAGAAAAUAAAGCAUGCUUAACAUACUGGCUGAAUGUGCUACAGAAUGUUGGGAAACCAAGUCAGCCAUUUUUUGUGACUCUCAAUCCAGACCGUACCCCAGGCAAUACCUUGCUUAAGUGGUCGACUGGCCAUCCAAUUCCCACUGUUGCUGCAUCAAAAGCUUCACUUGAGCUUAAUCAAAUUCAGGGGAAGAGAGGAAUCUGGUUCUGUAGCUAUGACUUCCAUGAGGAUGAAUUAAAGGCUGGUGUCGAUGCUGCACAUGGUAUCCUGGGAAAGCAUUCUUCUGUUCUGGACAGUCCAAAGCAUAUGUCACCCUCUUUCAUGGAAACAACGGCACGUCUUUUUGUUACUAAAUUCUUUCAACAAUUUAUACAACUGGGCUGCGUAAUUUUCUUAGAGGAAGGAGGCAGAAUUCUCACUUUCAAAGGAAGCAUGGAAAAGUGUCCUCUUAAAACAGUUCUGAAAGUGCACAAUCCUCAGUUUUACUGGAGGAUUAUGAAAGAAGCUGAUAUAGGCCUUGCAGAUGCAUAUAUCAAUGGAGAUUUUUCUUUCGUUGAUAAAGAAUCAGGUCUUCUUAAUCUUUUCCGGAUACUAAUUGCCAAUAAAGAGUUGAACUCUUCUGCCUCAGGACAGAAUAAAAGAAGGACUUGGUGGUCACCUGCACUGGUCACUGCUGGUAUAGCAUCUGCAAAGUAUUUCUUGAAGCAUCUCUUGAGGCAAAAUACUAUUACACAGGCUCGCAGGAACAUUUCUCGUCAUUAUGAUCUGAGUAAUGGACUUUUCACUCUAUACUUGGGUGAAACAAUGCAAUACUCUUCUGGAAUUUUUCAGACGGGAGAAGAACAUCUGGACGUUGCACAGCGCAGAAAAAUCAGUUCUCUAAUUGAAAAAUUGAGAAUAGAGAAGUGGCAUGAAGUUCUCGACAUUGGAUGCGGUUGGGGAAUCUUAGCUAUUGAAACUGUCAAAAGAACAGGAUGCAAAUACACUGGCAUCACUCUAUCAGAGGAGCAACUGAAAUUUGCAGAAGAAAAAGUGAAGGAAGCUGGACUUCAGGGAAACAUCAAAUUUCUUCUCUCCGACUAUCGCCAGUUACCCAAGACGAACAAAUAUGACAGAAUCGUAUCUGUUGAGAUGGUAGAACAUGUUGGUGAAGAAUAUAUUGAGGAGUUUUUCAGAUGCUGUGACUCAUUAUUGGCAGAGAAUGGGCUUUUUGUCCUUCAGUUCAUAUCAAUUCCAGAGGUACUUUCCAAAGAAAUCAAGCAAACAGCAGGUUUUCUGAAGGAAUAUAUCUUCCCUGGUGGAACCCUUCUUUCUCUAGAUAGGACUUUAACUGCCAUGGCUAAUGCAUCAAGAUUCAGUGUGGAGCAUGUGGAAAAUAUAGGAAUUAGUUAUUACCACACCCUGAGAUGGUGGAGAAAAAAUUUCCUGGCAAAUGAAAGCAAAGUUCUGGCUCUGGGGUUCGAUGAGAAGUUCAUGCGGACAUGGGAAUACUAUUUUGAUUACUGUGCAUCUGGUUUUAAGACAGGCACCCUCAUAGAUUACCAGGUUGUAUUUUCAAGGGCUGGCAAUUUCACUGCACUUGGUGAUCCAUACAUUGGUUUCCCUUCAGCAUAUUCUUUUUUGGAUAAUUGAAAUGGUUUUCAUUCAUCCAAAGAAGCAUAUCGAUACAACCAGCAUCAAACUGCUGGCCUAUGUUUAAGAUCCUCUCUCCCUACUUAGUUUAUAUAUGCUUUUGUUGUAAGGCAAGGAACAGAAGCAAAUAAUGUUUGGUUGUACUUGGUACACUCAAAUGGAUAUUAUGUAUGAAAUCUCUCAAGUCUUGUUGGAAACUUGACAAUUUGAGGUAAAAUGCAUGCUGAAUGUGUCUCAAGAUUUGGGUGUCAUGUCUUUUUAUACCAU
Molecule: messenger RNA, 3018 nt
Organism: Durio zibethinus
Lineage: Eukaryota; Viridiplantae; Streptophyta; Magnoliopsida; Malvales; Malvaceae
Molecular function (GO): methyltransferase activity; oxidoreductase activity
Source: RefSeq, a predicted model, not a curated record